GCAAAUCUCUCUCGAAAUUCUGCUUUCCAGCUCCACAGAAGUUGAUGAUAUGAUCAGAAAAUCUACAAACCUGCUGCUGACCCGGACGCUGAGCAACUGCUUGCAGAAUGUCAUUAAGAGGAAAAAUGUGGGGCUGACAGAGCUGGUACAGAUUAUUAUAAAUACGACCCACUUGGAGAAAUCUUGCAAGUUCCUCGAAGAGUUCAUAACCAACAUCACCAAUGUACUUCCAGAAACUGUCCACACCACAAAACUUUACGGGACCACAACUUUCAAGGACGCCCGUCACGCUGCUGAGGAAGAGAUUUACACUAACCUGAACCAGAAGAUUGACCAGUUCCUGCAGCUGGCAGACUACGACUGGAUGGCUCUGGAGCCUGGCAGCAGGGCCAGUGAUUACCUCGUGGAUCUCAUUGGCUUCCUGCGCAGCACAUUUGCUGUGUUCACUCACCUCCCGGGGGAUGUAGAUGCCCACUCUACCAUGUCGGGGAAGGUGGCACAGACCGCCUGCAUGUCAGCGUGCAAACACCUGUCCACCUCGCUGAUGCAGCUGCUGCUGGAAGCCGAAGUGCGGCAGCUGACGCUGGGCGCCUUGCAGCAGUUCAACCUGGACGUGGAGGAAUGUGAACAGUUUGCCAGAUCCGGCCCAGUGCCUGGGUUCCAAGGGGACACGCUGCAGUUGGCCUUCAUCGACUUGAGACAAGUAAGUCUUUGUGUUUUUGUUUUUUGUUUUUCUUUUAAGAUGUGUGACUGAAGACCAUCAGGUCUU
This is a messenger RNA of Meleagris gallopavo (turkey), 769 nucleotides long. NCBI's taxonomy places the organism in Eukaryota, Metazoa, Chordata, Aves, Galliformes, Phasianidae. The record is from RefSeq and is a predicted model, not a curated record.